CUGACAACUCUUAUCUUAUCCAACACCUCAAAAAACUACUCCGUAUCGAAUCCAAUGGCCAUACCCCAAACCGUCACUGUGCUGGAGCAAAUUCCGGUCUCACCGCCGCCGGAAGCGACCGCGGAAAUGUCUAUUCCACUCACUUUUCUCGACGUAGUGUGGCUGACAUUGCCUCCAGUCCACCGCCUCAUUUUCUAUCCCCACCCCGUAUCAAGAACUGGCUUCCUAGAUUCUAUCAUUCCUAAGAUGAGAAACUCCUUAUCCCAAACCCUUCAACACUAUACUUCCCUAGCAGGAAGAGUUUUUACCUCACCCGACAACGCAAUCGUCCCCGAAAUUCGUUACACCGAGGGCGAUACGGUGCCGUUGAUCGUCGCGGAGUACAUUUCCGGUGAGACUACUGACUUUGAUCAUCUUGUUUCCGACCAAGCAAGAAGUUCCAUGGAUUAUCAACCCCUAAUUCCAAGACUACCCCCGACUUCCCGAGCACCGAACGGGUCGGUUGUCGUCCCCGUGUUUGCAUUACAAGUUACACUAUUUCCCGAUGUCGGGAUUUGCAUCGGUGUGACCAACCAUCAUAUAAUCGGCGAUGGCAGUAGCAUCUUUGGUUUUAUGAAGGCUUGGUCUCAUCUUUCUUUUAGUAGUCACGAAGAUAAUAAAAAAGACUGCACAUCAUCUCAAUGUGUACCAUUUUAUGGUAAAGUGGCGGUCAAAGAUGGUCAACGAUUGACGAGGCUUUAUUGGGACAUCCUGAAAAACAUUAGCAUUGAAGAGACACACAAUGUUUAUCGUCGUCCACUUAUCACUGACAAGGUCCGGUCCACAUUUGUAGUGACCCGAGACGAUAUUCAACGGCUUAAGAAUCGGGUCCUUGAGCUACGACCCGAUUUGGUACAUGUUUCGUCGUUUACCAUGAUUUGUUCACACGUAUGGAAUUGCCUAGUGAAAUCGAGAAUCCAAAUAGGCGAAAAUGAUGGCGAUGAAGAAAAAGAGAAUUUUCUGUGCCCGGCUGAUUGCCGGGCACGUUUGGACCCUCCCGUGCCAGGAAACUACUUUGGCAAUUGUGUCGUGCCCUGUAUAGGCGGCGCAAUGACAAAGGAGCUUAUAGGACAUGGAGGUUUCAUAAAGGCGGUUGAGGUCAUAGGAGAAAGCAUUCGUGGCCAAUUGUACAAUAAGGAAAAGGAUGGAGUUUUGAGAGGAGCUGAUUCGUGGCUAACGGUUAUCUACGGAUUCAAUUUCGGUCGAACCAUGAGCCUGGCUGGCUCGCCCAAGUUCGACUAUUAUGAGCUGGAUUUCGGUUGGGGGAAGCCUAAAAAGUUUGACAUUCCUUCUAUUGAUGUGACUGGGGCUAUUUCUCUUGGUGCAGCUAAGGAUCAUGAAGGUGGACUAGAGGUGGGUUUGGCAUUGCCUGUCGCACAAAUGGAUAUUUUUACCAAUAUAUUCAACGAGGGUUUGAAAGCUAUAUGAAGCUUCGAGCUAGCUUCCAUUCUCAUGGCAUUAUCGUACUUCUAUUUGCUUUCUUCCAUUCACAAUUUGUCAAUAGUUUCAUGUCAAUCAAUAAUUACAUACUUUGAUGCCAAUUAACAAUUUUAAUAAAUACUGUAAAUCAUACUUCACACAUUCCUAAAAUAGAAUUGUGUUGCAUACCUUCAAUCUGGAGGUCUCAGUGAGACCGGGG
Messenger RNA from Cuscuta epithymum, 1678 nucleotides. The record is from the annotation of a GenBank genome assembly. Lineage: Eukaryota; Viridiplantae; Streptophyta; Magnoliopsida; Solanales; Convolvulaceae.